Salmo salar (Atlantic salmon) is the source of this 1398-nucleotide messenger RNA. RefSeq names its product tubulin cofactor a (gene tbca). Gene Ontology annotation, cellular component: cytosol; microtubule cytoskeleton. Gene Ontology annotation, molecular function: beta-tubulin binding. Gene Ontology annotation, biological process: tubulin complex assembly; post-chaperonin tubulin folding pathway. The record is from RefSeq and is marked provisional. Lineage: Eukaryota; Metazoa; Chordata; Actinopteri; Salmoniformes; Salmonidae.
AUGCUCACUCACAGUAAUCUGCCCAGGAUUUCGUGAUAUUAUUGUGCUGUGUUGGAUAGCAAUAGUUUCACCGUUUUUCGAUUGACUAUCCGCUUAUUGUUUCUUUUGAGAAUAUCAGUUAACAUGGCAGAUCCAAGAAUACGACAGAUCAAAAUCAAGACUGGCGUAGUAAAGCGGCUGGUGAAGGAGAAGGUCAUGUACGUCAAGGAGACCAGGCAGCAGGAGGAGAAGAUUGAACGACUGAAAGCAGAGGCCUGCGAUGAAGAGGCCGACUCCGAGGCCAAGUAUGUCAUCAAGAAACAGUUGGAGGUGCUACAGGAGUCCAAGAUGAUGAUUCCAGACUGUCACAGGCGUUUGACCAUAGCACACGCUGACCUGUCCCAGAUACUAGAAACAGAAGAGGACUUGGCUGAAGCAGAGGAGUACAAAGAGGCCAGGACCGUAUUGGAUUCAGUGAAGCUUGAAGGAUGAUGUUCUCACUCUGUAAUGCACUACUUAAAUGUCUAUUCCAUUCAUCUGGGCUUGUUUGGAAACACAGACAAACAAAAUCGUUCAGCAUCUUUUUCUCGCUCUUUAUUUUUUAUUUCUACAUUUGAAAUCAACGUGCAGUCUGAUCUCGACAUCCUUCUCCAGAGUGUACAAUCUCACACAAGCAGCAAAUAAAACCCUAUUUCUUUUCUUACCAUGGGGGUUUGCUUCUUCAACUAUACAGCUACAAAUGAAGCCUGGUUGAAUUGUUUAACUCAUGUUAAAGCUAUACAAUAGUACUGUAGUGUCUUGCAUCAAUUCAUUUAGAAAGUGUUCCUCAAUGUCUUGAAUGGAGAUAUAUUCUUCUUGAUGAUGACUGAUUCAAUAUUUAGCCUAGUUUAAUGUUUAUUUGUUCUUAAGAAUCAAGAUAACAGUGAAAAUAAGUGAUGGACUGAAGAACAUCCGAAUGAGAGACUAGCUAGCUACACCAUAUCAAAUUACAUCCAACUAUGUAUCAUCAUAUAACAUCCGUCCUUUUGUCUGUGUCAUGGGAUUGGAUAGAGAGAAAUUGGCAUGAUGUCUGUUCCUAGAGGUAAAAAUUCAGGACACCGACCUCCGCUGGUCAAUGAAGUCCAUGCAGCCUAGUGAUAUCAUCAGCACUGUCAUGGCUAACCAGACAGUCUACAGUGGAUCUGACAGGCUGUCUGCAAAUUGACCAGUAGGCCUAGUUGGGCAUCAAGUCACACUGUGGCUUGUCCACAAAUUCACAUUGCUUGUUUUGGUCCGCAAAUGUAGACAUUUAAAAACUAUAAUUCCAGAUUUGAUUUGGGUUACCAUAUUUUUUUAUGUUCCAGUGUGGAAUUGGCUGAAUAGUUUCUGUUUACCUGACCAAAAUAUGCCUACCAAAUAAAGGAAAAACAUUCAUUUCGU